This is a messenger RNA of Drosophila eugracilis, 885 nucleotides long. Its product is annotated as lamin Dm0-like. The transcript has a single exon. The coding region runs from base 1 to 885 and encodes 294 amino acids. The record is from RefSeq and is a predicted model, not a curated record. Lineage: Eukaryota; Metazoa; Arthropoda; Insecta; Diptera; Drosophilidae.
AUGACUCCAACUGGAAGGAGCCCAGCCUUCCACAGAGCCCAGCGUGUGGAAUUGCUAAUUGGAGCCAGCUUGUUUUUCGAACUGCUCUCAGUUGGGCAAAUCCAACUAGAAUACGGUCUGCGUCUUGUGCAGAAGACGCGCUUUGGAUUGGUAAUUUCUGGAGAUGGUUGCACCCCAGGAAAACCACGUGUCGCUUCAUCAGCGGUCUCCAGCCCCCUGAGCUCCACCUGCUACUCUCGCGUGGCUGAGGAUGCUGAGCUGCUGGAGACGGGUCAUCUUCUGGAUGAUACGGGCAGGGAUCGUACCCGUGGAGAGAUCGAUAGCAAGCGUCUGUGGAAGGAGAACAAGGAGUUGAAGAACUGUCUGGUCAAGAAAUCCAAGGUGUGCAGCACUGCUGAGGGGAAUGCCCGCUUGUACGAGUCGUGUUUCAAUGAGCUGGCCAAUGCCGAUCGGAAGAAGAUUACUGAAGAACUGAUCGAUAUGACCAAAGAGUUGGAUUGUCUGCGCCAGCAGUUCGAGGACACGCGCAAGGCUCUAGAGCAGUGCUCUAGACACUGUUGCGUUUUUACUUCAAAAAUACCAUUCAGAGCCUGCGGGAGGAGCUGUCGUUCAAGGAUCAGAUUCACUCAUAGGGCAUCUGUCGUCAGCAAAAGGCCGCACUCUACGCCCAAGUCCAUCAGAGAGUUACACUUUACUCGUGUUCGUAUUGACGGCCUAAAUGCCAAGACACACGAUUUCAGACACUUCACGAUUGUACGUGAAUUGGAGCAGAAUCUAGAUGUCACUCGCGAGCGUCACGUCCAAAAGGUGGCUCAGCUCGAGGAGGAGCUUAUUCGACUGCGUGAAGAGAUGACCCACCAACUACAGGAGUACCAGGACAACUAG